Aspergillus japonicus CBS 114.51 is the source of this 1092-nucleotide messenger RNA. Its product is annotated as FMN-binding negative transcriptional regulator. The record is from RefSeq and is a predicted model, not a curated record. The transcript has a single exon. Lineage: Eukaryota; Fungi; Ascomycota; Eurotiomycetes; Eurotiales; Aspergillaceae. The coding region runs from base 179 to 994 and encodes 271 amino acids.
CACAAUUUGAUUCACAGGAAGCACAUGGGCAUGGUUCUGUCGGAACCCAUUGACGCAAACUCAUUAUAAUAAAGCCAGUGCCCUCUCCCUGCGACAACGGGUUCUCUAAACCAAACCCCGCACCCACCCCCGCCCUCGUUGCACUUUCACCACCCAAAACCACCCCAAACAAAACAAAAUGUAUCUCCGCGCCAUCCACGCCGAAUCCAGCAUCGCCUACCUGCACCAACUCAUCCGCGACAACCCGCUGGGCAUCUUCACGACCGCCAUCCAAUCCGCCUCCCACCCGCUCCUCCAGACCAGCCACAUCCCGUUCGUCCUCGACGUGCCCGAGUCCCCCACUGCCACAGAUGCCGGUGCCGAACCCACCCUCCUCGGCACCCUGCGCGGCCACAUGGCCAAGCAGAACCCGCAAGCCAAGGCCCUGAUGGAGGCGCUCGCCGCCCACCACACUACCCAGAACAGCAGCGGGGCCCUCGAGCUCCCCGACGAGGUCCUCGUCCUCUUUAACGGACCCUAUCAUCACUACGUGACGCCCAAAUUCUACACCGAGACCAAGCCCGCCACCGGCAAGGUGGUCCCCACCUGGAACUACUCGGCCGCGCAGGUGUACGGCAAGGUGCGGGUGUUCUGCGACAGCAAGUCCGACGAGACGGGCGCGUACCUGCAGCGGCAGGUGGAGGAUCUGUCGCGCGAGGCGGAGACGCGCAUCAUGGGGUACGAGAAGCCGUGGGCCGUGGCGGAUGCGCCGGUCAAUUAUGUGGAGUUGCUGAAGAAGAACAUCAUCGGGAUCGAGAUCCGCAUUGAGCGGUUGCAGGGGAAGGUGAAGAUGAGUCAGGAGAUGGGGGCCGGGGACCGCGAGGGGGUCAUUCAGGGGUUUGAGGCGUUGGGUGGGGAGAAUGGGUUGGGGGUCGCGAGCACGGUUAGGGAGAGGGCGGAGUUGAAGGAGAUGAGGAAGAAGGAGAGGGAGGGGGUGAAGGAGGAGGAAGCGUGAUCUGUGAGCGUUAGGCUGUGUAAUGUACGAGAGAUGAAUUGAUGCUGGCAUGCAAGUUCAAGUUUAUUGAUUAGGGUCUGUGUUUGGAUCGGAUUCCA